Haliaeetus leucocephalus (bald eagle) is the source of this 2585-nucleotide messenger RNA. RefSeq names its product component of oligomeric golgi complex 2 (gene COG2). The record is from RefSeq and is a predicted model, not a curated record. Lineage: Eukaryota; Metazoa; Chordata; Aves; Accipitriformes; Accipitridae. Gene Ontology annotation, cellular component: membrane; COG complex. Gene Ontology annotation, biological process: Golgi organization; protein transport; intra-Golgi vesicle-mediated transport. The transcript is spliced from 16 exons. Bases 380 to 2251 code for a protein of 623 amino acids.
AUGUCUUUUACUCAUAUUAGUAAUUAUUAUAAUAAACUCUUUGAAAAUUGAUGACUUAGAGUGGUAGUAGGAGAGGCAUUGUGUUUUCAAGCAGUUGAAGUAGCACUAAAUUUACAUUUUCUAUAAUGCCUUUCAACCAAGAGAUAAAGGACUCCUUAAACGUGAAAAUGAAUGGACUCUUGCAGGACAAGUCUGUGGUGAAAUACUGAAACUGUUUUAAUAUUUGCAUAACUUAAAGAUGGUAGUAAAUAACUCAGAUGCAACACAGUCCCAUUAAGGACUCUUUUUGCUCAGUCCUGCGGUUUAACCAUAAAAGAUCACCCCCUUGAAGAGUCUUAAGUCAUGUGUCAGUGAAGGAAUUCAAGCGGUAGAUGACCGGAUGGCUAAACAAGAAGAUAUUAGAAGAAAAAAGAUGUGUGUCCUGAGACUUAUUCAUGUUAUUCAGUCUGUUGAGAAAAUUGAGAAGAUUCUACAUUCCCAAGGCACUAAAGAAUUGUCCUCAUUAGAGGGAAACAGCCCACUUUUAACUGGACAAGUUUUAGAGAGAAUUGCCACAGAAUUUAAUCAACUACAAUUUCAUGCAGUACAAAGCAAAGGAAUGCCCCUUUUGGACAAAGUGAGACCACGUAUAGCUGGAAUAACAGCUAUGUUGCAACAGUCUCUGGAAGGGCUGCUCUUGGAAGGCCUUCAAACUUCAAAUGUUGACAUAAUACGUCACUGUCUUCGCACUUAUGCAACAAUUGACAAAACACGAGAUGCAGAGGCAUUAGUUGGUCAAGUGCUUGUAAAACCUUACAUAGAUGAGGUGAUUGUGGAACAGUACGUUCAAUCUCAUCCUAAUGGUCUUCAGGCUAUGUACAAUAAACUAUUGGAGUUUGUUCCUCAUCAUUGCCGUCUCUUGCGUGAAGUAACAGGGGGAGCUAUUUCAAGUGAAAAAGCAGAUAUUGUUCCUGGAUAUGAUUUCUUAGUGAAUUCAGUGUGGCCAGAAAUAGUACACGGUUUAGAAGAGAAAUUGCCAUCGCUGUUUAACCCUGGAAACCCAGAUGUGUUUCAUGAGAAGUACACUACUAGUAUGGAUUUCGUACGGAAAUUUGAACGACAGUGUGGCUCCCAAGCCAGUGUGAAAAGGUUAAGAUCUCAUCCUUCUUACCACAGCUUUAACAACAAAUGGAAUUUGCCUGUAUAUUUUCAAAUAAGAUUCAGAGAAAUAGCAGGGGCCUUAGAAGAAGCACUUUCAGAUACGUUAGAGGAAGCACCAGCUGGCAGCUCAUACUGUCUUUUGGCCACUCACAUGGUCUGGACGAGUCUUCUGAAGUGCUGGUCAGAUCAAAUGUUUUUACCAUUAUUAGCACACCGUCUUUGGAAACUUAGUCUGCAAAUUUUGGCACGCUACUCUGUGUUCGUUGGUGAGGUUUCUGUAAGGCCCAUUUCCAGUGAGAAUAUGAAGGAAAGCAAAAAAUCAGUGCCAGUUGGUAGAAAGGAAUCUUCUGUCAGCCUCAACCCUGGUGAGGACCAAGGGAACGGGGCUGCUCCAGAAAGUCAGCCCUUGCCUUCUGUAUCUAGUACUCAGUUGGUAUAUGUUGCUGCAGAUCUGGACAAACUCCAGGAUCAGAUUCCUGAUAUCUUAGAAAUGAUUAAACCAAAACUUGAAAUGAUUGGCUUCAAGAAUGUAUCUUGUAUUGCAGGAGCCUUGGAAGACUCAAAGACUUCUUUAUCAGCCUGCGUGCCUACCUUGAAUAACAGGAUUAUCCAGGAUCUCAGUGAGUCCUCCUUCGCUUACCUGAAGAGUGCACUGGAAGUUCCAAGACUAUAUAGGAGAACCAACAAGGAGGUGCCAACUAAAGCUUCACCUUAUGUUGAUAGCGCUCUUAAGCCCUUCUACCUACUACAGAAUGAAUACAAAGAUACAUUGAAGCAGCCCAUGGUUCAUCAAUGGUUGGAAGGUGCCCUCUCUGAAAGCACACAAAAGUAUUAUGAAACUGUAUCUGAUGUGCUAAGUUCUGUUAAGAAAAUGGAAGAGAGCCUAAAAAGGUUGAAGCAAGCCAGAAGAACUACAACUUCAAACCCUGUUGGUACAAAUGGGGGCAUGAGUGAUGAUAACAAAAUCCGACUACAGCUGGCCCUAGAUGUUGAGUAUUUUGGAGAACAAAUACGAAAGAUGGGAUUGGAAACAAGCAGCAUAAAAAGCUUUUCAGCCCUUACAGAGCUGGUUCUAACUGCCAAGGAUCAGCCUACAGCAGAACAAUCCUAGAUGUUUUCGAAAGCAUGUGAUUGAAGAUAAACAAUGUCCCUAAAAGAAAGAGAAUUUAACUCUUCUUUAUUUUACCAAAUAAGUAGCAAUGAAGUGCUUCCUAAUGUAUCUCGAGCAACAAAUCAGUGCAUCUUCUGUCAAGAUAGGCUUGUUUCACCAAAAGACUGAGAAUUUACCAUAGUUUUCCAUUAUAUGGAAAGCAAUGAAAAGUUCUAAACUUUCUACUGUAGAAUAAAAGUGGAAGAAAAUGUUUUUUUAUUUUUGUUGUACAUCUUAAAAUGUAGAAGAAUGAACUUAUAUGAUGAAAAUAACAUGUAAUAAAUUGUCUUCCUAA